UUGAUAGGAGGGAUUGAUUCAAUGCCUGCGCUAUCUUCACACCUUGGUGAUUGGCUGCCGGUUGUCACGUGCAUCAGACAAGUUCGAGAGCAGAAUCUUGUCUACCAUAACAACUACCAAAAGUGCUGUAAUAUAUAUUGAGUCAAAAAGGAUUUUUCCCCAAACCGGGAUCAAAGUUUCAGUCAGUUAACAUGAAUUCGUUUCUAAGCUCAACGUCGCAUGGUAUAGAUCCAAAGUUUCCACCGAUUGAAGAGUAUUCGCAGUCGAACUAUAUACCAACCGGGCAACUUUACGGAAGUCAAUAUGCCCCCUUUUCUUCGCAGCAUUCAAACCAAUCGUGUAGUUAUUCUCCUUACACAACGAUGGCAACACCAUCUUAUGAACAGUGGUAUGCUGAUUGUAACUAUAAUCAGCUAAACUCAGGCCAAACAGGAUUCACAUUUAGUGGUACGGGCGUGGGAACGGCUACAGAAUGGAGCCAUAAGUCGCCCUUUCAACCUACAGUGCCGAGCGUCUCACAAUCAUGCGUUGAUACGGCGGCUACGUUUUUUAGGACGACAGCGCAAAAAGCAACCAAGUUAGUCGACAGUCAGCCCCGUCUUUACCCUUGGAUGAAGCGACUUCAUGUAAAUCCAGGAUUGAUGGCAGGCUUGGCGGGGAUCGAAGCCAAGCGUUCCCGGACCUCAUACACUCGUCAACAAAUUCUCGAACUGGAAAAAGAAUUUCACUUCAAUCGUUACCUUACCAGAAGACGUCGAAUUGAAAUAGCUCAGGCUCUUGGGCUCUCGGAAAGACAAAUCAAAAUUUGGUUUCAGAACAGGAGGAUGAAGUGGAAAAAGGACAACAAUUUACCGAACACUAAAAACACAAAAUCAGUUGCAGGAAGCACACGAACUGUUAAUUCGUCCAACAACCAAGAAACAACAACCGGUAUAGGCCUAAAAAUUGCAGAUGAUAAAAAAUAAAUUAGGCCUAUUAAA
This is a messenger RNA of Anneissia japonica, 980 nucleotides long. RefSeq names its product homeobox protein Hox-B4-like. NCBI's taxonomy places the organism in Eukaryota, Metazoa, Echinodermata, Crinoidea, Comatulida, Comatulidae. Bases 192 to 965 code for a protein of 257 amino acids. The transcript has 2 exons. Gene Ontology annotation, cellular component: nucleus. Gene Ontology annotation, biological process: regulation of transcription by RNA polymerase II; anterior/posterior pattern specification. Gene Ontology annotation, molecular function: DNA-binding transcription factor activity, RNA polymerase II-specific; RNA polymerase II cis-regulatory region sequence-specific DNA binding. The record is from RefSeq and is a predicted model, not a curated record.